This is a messenger RNA of Bolinopsis microptera, 2527 nucleotides long. Its product is annotated as putative Dol-P-Glc:Glc(2)Man(9)GlcNAc(2)-PP-Dol alpha-1,2-glucosyltransferase. Gene Ontology annotation, molecular function: dolichyl pyrophosphate Glc2Man9GlcNAc2 alpha-1,2-glucosyltransferase activity. Bases 42 to 1835 code for a protein of 597 amino acids. The transcript is spliced from 11 exons. Gene Ontology annotation, cellular component: endoplasmic reticulum. NCBI's taxonomy places the organism in Eukaryota, Metazoa, Ctenophora, Tentaculata, Lobata, Bolinopsidae. Gene Ontology annotation, biological process: dolichol-linked oligosaccharide biosynthetic process; protein N-linked glycosylation. The record is from RefSeq and is a predicted model, not a curated record.
AACCUAAACGGAAUAUCACAUGACCCUACCCCAACUAGCUGAUGAGCAGUUCUGACGACACUCUCCUACAACAAAACCCCACAACACGACACGUGCUCCCCAAACAUCGCGCUUACUACUCAUCAUCAGACGACAGUGCAGCGCCUACCACCCCUACACGCAGAUCAUCUGACCGAGUUCAAGUCACCCGAUCUCGAGUUAGUUCACCGUCUUCUUCAGAAGAGGAAGGAGCGUGUAAACGUCAUGAAGAGGAGCACCGGGAAAGGAGAGUAAAGCGGAGUCAAGAGAAGAGUUCCAAUCGGAGAAAACAUGCCCGGUCCUCUAGUUUCGUGUUCGAUCACCCCUUGGUUCACCAUGCCAGGACCAGCUCCUAUGCCAUGUACCAACAAAGUGUUGACAUAGCUCGGAACACAAUAUCAGAACUAGACUUACCUGCAAGUAGUUGGUGCGGCUUCUUUGCAGCUGCCAUGUUAGCAGUGACUUUGGGGGAAGUUGUUAAAAUCAACAACGCUCAAACUAACCCUUACAUGGACGAAGUAUUCCACGUGCGCCAGGCGCAACACUUCUGCGCAGGAAACUGGACAGUAUGGGACAGCAAGAUAACUACGCUACCUGGCUUGUAUUUACUGAACGCAGUUAUUGCACAUUGUGCAGGGUUUAUGACUGGUAAACCCAACAUUGAGUAUUGCUCUCUGGAAAAACUAAGGUUUGUCAACAUAGUGAUGUCAGUAUUGAUAUUUGUAGUUAUGUACACGAUAUUCAGGAAGCUAUCUCGUCGUUUAAAGGAUGAUCCCGGUUUAGGUAUUCAGCCGAUACACCGAACAUGCUGCAUGAUGAACAGCCUAGUGCUGACUUGCUUUCCUUUACUCUACUUCUACAACCUUCUAUAUUAUACUGAUGUUGGAAGUGUGUUAUUUGUAUUAGCUAGUUACAGUUGUUCUAUCAGAAACCAUCAUCUGAAAUCUGCCAUGCUGGGCGCCAUAUCAGUUUUAUUUCGGCAAACAAACAUUAUAUGGGUCGGCUUUACCGCUGGAACUGUAGUUAUUAGGGACAUCGAAAAUCGAGGAUUACUAGAGCAUUGCGAUGAUUUCUUCUCUCAAAUGGAAAUAGCUGUUAAAGUAAUAUUGAGAUAUUUCUGGCAGUAUCUGCUUUUACUCCUACCUUAUCUGAUGGUUCUCGCUGGAUUCGGUGUUUUUAUUGUCUUAAACGGUGGUAUCGUUGUCGGUGACAAGAGUGCCCACACAGCAGUUCUACAUUUCCCUCAGUUUCUCUAUUUCCUUCUCUUCCUUACUGCAUUCUCCUUACCCCACAUGAUCCAACGGCUACGACACAGUCAUCUCACUGUACUUUACUACGUUUUUAAGCCUGUACACGUGUUACUUUUCUUCAUGAGUGCAGUUUUGGCUCUUUACUUCUUCCGAUAUGAGCAUCCCUAUCUUCUGGCUGAUAACAGACACUAUACAUUUUACAUCUGGCGAAAAAUCCUGAAUCGGACGUCCUACACAAUGUACUACCUCCUCCCGGUAUGUUUCUACACAUUCCUAAACAUUGUGGCCCUCCUUUCAACGGUCCACUCCAAGUUCUUCACUCUGCUCUAUUUCCUCUGCGUGGCUAGUCAGAUUGUACCGCAGGGCUUGCUGGAGUUCAGAUACUUUAUCUUACCUUAUCUGCUGUACAGGCUGCACGUGCCGCAACACUCGUGGGUGGUGUUAUUCCUGGAACUCUGUCAGUACACCGUGAUUAACCUGGUCACUGUCAAAAUCUUCCUCAACAAAACUUUUGACUGGGAGAUCACGGAUUCUCUAACUCCUAACCCUCAGCGAUUUAUGUGGUGACGUCAUUAAUUACCAUGGUUACGUCAUUAAUUACCAUGGUGUCGUUAUCUAACACUGUUUUAGAAUAAUUUUGGGCAACUGCUAAUUAAACGUUUGAUGUCUGGCUGUAAUUCAUAAAAUUGGACUAGUUGAAUAAUUUUGCGUCGUCAUCAAACACCCCUUGUAAGAUGGUUUUGUAUUAAAUUUACUGUAUAUCAUGUAGUGUUUAAAUUCAUUUUGUCAGAUUUUUUUGGUUAGUUAUGAUAUUUGAUUGAUUUUGUGAUUCCUAUUUCCUCUUGAUAUUGCUAAUGUAUGUUCAGUCGUCCUUUAAUUAUCAAGCUCAGCCCAGAGUAUGGUAUCAGAAAUACUUAUUUUUGGUUUUCGAUUUUGGCCGGAAAAUGCCCAUUUACUCAAAUGGUCAUGAGCACCGCAUCCCUAUUUUCAUCAAGCACCUUGGGUACGUAGGUGUCAUGCCAAGGCUCCCCCAACUUCACGCAUUUAUAUUUGUCCAAAUGAUUCCUUGAUCAAGGAUUUUAAAUUGUUAGUGAUUAAAUGAAUAAACGUAAAACAAGCAAUUUUGAUUCUUGUAAUUAACAGUAACAACAAUUUUAUCUUGUCAAAAAUUUGAUAUAUUUUCACACCUUCCUGCCUUGUGCCUUCAUUUUUUACAUUCUGGGCCGUGAAUCAUUGUUUAGUUUGGUUUUAAGUUUAAA